UCAUUUGGAAGACCUGUAUGGACGGAGAUACAGAUUGAUUCAAAUAUCUGAGGAUAAUUGAAGGCUGAAGUCAUGAAUUUGAGCUUCUUUGCUGGCCUGGUGGUCCUGACCAUCUUGGCACUAAGCGUGGAAGUCCAUGGUCAAAAAGGCAAAGGGAAACAAGGAAAGAGGCCAAAAGGUGAAGAUGAAGCUCCGUUUAGAACAAGAGAUCCAGGGGCAACUAGACUAACACAAGCCUUAAAUUCUACCAGACGCACGAGAGGGCCAGGUGGUCCUACUAGAGACCCAAAUAUAACCAGACCUACUAGAGAUCCAAAUGCUACCAGGCGUACACGAGGACCAGAGGCUUUUACAAGUGAUGCAACCAAACGCACAAGAGACCCUAAUCAAACCAAACGCACAAGAGACCCUAAUCGAACCA
Owenia fusiformis is the source of this 421-nucleotide messenger RNA. The record is from the annotation of a GenBank genome assembly. Lineage: Eukaryota; Metazoa; Annelida; Polychaeta; Sabellida; Oweniidae.